AUGGCGAGGUUGGAUUGCAGGCAUCCUAUAUCCUGUGUGGCAGCGGUGUACCAGUCUUGGGCCAAGGACGCCUCCUGCACUAACCGGCCCAUCUCCUCACGGUGGGCCCUCUCCGAGUCCGUCGACAGAGGGGACUCCGGCGCGGCCGCCGGCACCUCGGAGGGCCCAGCUUUUCCCAAGCCAGGCGGCACCCGCACGACUACCCCUGUGGAGCGUGGGACAGGGGAUCCUAUGAUAGCGGCCCUGCCAAGAAGGACGAGCGGCACGACGUCAAUCGCAGUAAUGCCGGUGACAAACUCAGGGAGCAGGAUGGCAAGACUUACCCCUGGUCCGUCGGCUAGUCGGACGGCAUCAGAUGUCCGGGACGGAGCGGCGGACGAGCCGUCCAUCGAGUCAGCGAGGACUCGAAAGCGGACGGCCGCCUCUGCUGGUAGCAGUGACAGGCGCCCUUCUCCUUCAAAGAAACGAGCAGUGAGCUCUAUUGUGAACCCGGCCGCCUCGACUCAAGCUGCGCCGAGCGAGUCUAGGGGUAGUGGUUCUGCCAGGGGGCAGAGUGCUUCGGGGCUGAGCGGCGUCCCGAACAAUCCUGAUGCUCUUGGAGUUGAUAAUACGGAGAAGGAUGUCUUCGACUCCUUGAACACCAUUGCCCAGUUGCCCCCUAGUCCGUCAAAGGCUGGGGGUCGUCCGGACGAUUCUGCUAUUCGAACGACAGAGAGUCCGGUGAUUGAGAAGGCGGGCAAGAAGUCUCAUUUUGUUGGCACUGAUAAGCAAACCGAGGAUCGGCCCGGGAGUCCUGCGGCUGCUUCGAAAGUUGAACUGUCUUCGCAGGAGACACCGCGGCAAGAGGUGGAGAGGUCGGUUGAAGGGUUGACUGUUGUGGCCCGACAGAUUCUGGGCUGUCAUUAUAUUCUUGCUGAUCUAGCUAAGCAAGUCGCUGAACGGGCCGAGUUCCUUCAGCAGACUGGAGAGGGUCUUCAGCUGUCUACUGACCAAGCGCAGCAGCUGGAGAAGAUGGCUGCUCUUGAAAGGUCUUCUCAGGAGCAGUUAGAGAAGGUUAGACUUCUGGAGGCCCGAGUCGAAGCUUUGGAGCAAGAUAAUUCUGCUCUUCAAGAUAAGGCCUCCAAGCUGCAGGAAAAGGCAAAGGGCCUUGCCAAGGAGAAGAAGGAUGCUGUGGAGAAGCUAACUAAGAUCAAAGCUGACUCUGACAAAUAAAUGGUCAAAGACAUGAAGCAGAUCAAGGAGUUGGCAGCUGAUCGUGAUCAGAAGGCCCAACAGCUGGCUGAUCUUGAGACGGCAGCUCAAGUAGUCAUUGGGAUGGUCGAGGAGGGAGAAGCUGGUGAGAAGAGUCUGCUGGAGCGUCUUCGUGACGCCCCUCAGCGACUUAGUAGCUUCUUCUCCGAGACGUCUAGAGAUUACUUAGCUCAUGCUUUAGGAUUAGUGAAAUCCUUUCUUCCUUCUGCAAGCUUGUCCCUUAUCGGCGAUGGGGUGGCCGUUGGCUGUUCAGAGGAGAAGUUCUCUGAAUAUGUCAUGGAGAUGAAGCUCAUUGCUGAUAUGGUUAUCAGCGGUUUGGAGCCGGCGCCUGAGGCUUGAACAUUUUCUUGUAAUAUUCUUUUGGCUCUUGUGUGGAUGUGUGUCCACUGUCGUACUUUCAACAUCUUGAUGUAUAGUACUU
Messenger RNA from Panicum virgatum (switchgrass), 1672 nucleotides. RefSeq names its product MAP7 domain-containing protein 2-like. The coding region runs from base 1 to 1212 and encodes 403 amino acids. Lineage: Eukaryota; Viridiplantae; Streptophyta; Magnoliopsida; Poales; Poaceae. The transcript has 7 exons. The record is from RefSeq and is a predicted model, not a curated record.